Messenger RNA from Zootoca vivipara (common lizard), 1675 nucleotides. RefSeq names its product bridging integrator 3 (gene BIN3). The record is from RefSeq and is a predicted model, not a curated record. Gene Ontology annotation, cellular component: cytoplasm; actin cytoskeleton. Gene Ontology annotation, molecular function: protein binding; lipid binding. NCBI's taxonomy places the organism in Eukaryota, Metazoa, Chordata, Lepidosauria, Squamata, Lacertidae. Gene Ontology annotation, biological process: actin cortical patch localization; endocytosis; plasma membrane tubulation.
GAUUCCGUUCAAGAUUGGGCAGCCUAAGAAACAGAUUGUACCCAAGACAAAACAACUUUCAAGCAAGAUGAUCUUACUGUAUGGACAGCCUCACAGCUGAAUCAUAGAGAGAAAUACUUAUUGAACCAAAGUGGACCCCUCACAACUUUCCUUUGUCGAGAGAGAUUUUGAACGGGAGUAUGGGAAGCUGCAGCAGCUGGAAGAUCAAACUAAGAAACUCCAAAAGGAUAUGAAGAAAAGCACAGAUGCAGACCUAGCAAUGUCAAAGUCUGCUGUGAAAAUCUCAUCUGACUUACUGUUGAACCCACUCUGUGAGCAAGACCCCAAAUUUCUUGAAAUGGUGAUGGCCCUGGACACAGCUAUGAAGAGAAUGGAUUCCUUUAACCAAGAAAAGGUGAACCAAAUACAAAAGACAGUCAUAGAGCCCUUGAAAAAAUUCAGCGGUGUUUUCCCUAGCCUGAAUAUGGCAGUAAAGCGGCGGGAACAAACUCUGCAAGAUUACAAGAGGCUGCAAUCUAAGGUGGAGAAGUAUGAAGAGAAGGAGAAGACGGGACCCAUCCUGACCAAGUUGCACCAGGCACGGGAAGAACUGAGGCCGGUGAAAGACGAAUUUGAGGCUAAGAACAAGCAGCUUCUGGAAGAGAUGCCGCAAUUCUACAGCAGCCGCAUCAAUUACUUCAAGCCAAGUUUUGAAUCUCUGAUCCGGGCUCAGGUUGUGUACUACACGGAAAUGUACAAAAUCUUUGGUGACUUGACAGAACAGAUUGAUGAGCCUGGCCUGACAGAUGAGCAGAGGCAGAAGGAGAACGAAGCCAAACUGAAUGAACUGAGGGCCCUUUCCAUUGUGGCUGAUGACUGACCUCCAACUCGGAUGCUCCAGGCUCAUCACUGCUGCUGCUGCUGCUGCUGCUUCCACGCAGGGAAAAUGGAGAUUACUUCUUGCUCCUCCUUCUCUAAAAACUUUGUCUUCUCUGGAUUUUAACCCAUUGUAUAUAUGCUUGUCCAGAUUGACAUGGCAUAUGCAGCUCUUGUGGGUUCCCUGCUGACUCUGCUUGAUCCUGGGCAAUAACCAAUCAUUGCCUUAAGACACUACUGUCAAUUGCAAGCUUUUUCACUUGUUGGCUUUCUUUCACAGCAUAUUCAAAAAUGUGUUUUUGCCUGGGUGCUUGUUGUCGUAGUUAUGCGAGACCCUGAAUCGCCAUAGUUUACCAGAUUUAACAUAGGAUUGCACCUCUGUGCCCUUAUCACAACUGAGCCUUUUCCUAGCAGUGGCAUUGUUGAGUUUGUAUGCCUUUGUGCAGUAGAAUACUGUCAAAACAAAUUUUUAUACUGAGUUGCAGUAUUUUUCUGAGCCCAGAGGAAGACAGCCAGCAUUUAUAAUGGUGGUCUCAAUGCAGCUACUUUUUCAGCACCACAAAUGUGCUGAAAAAGCCGCCCUCAGCUUAUAUGCGAGUUAGGCGGGUGGCGGUGGAGAAAGGCACAGGACCGGGGGUUCGGAGAAGAUUAAGCUAAUGAGAGAAUACCACAAGUGUUGCGCCAUUUUCUUAGGGGAAGCUGCUAUGGAAGAGAUGUUCCCUUCCUUGAUUUUCUCCCCACUUUACAACAAGGACAGCAUCUGUGCUGCUCAAUAUUUCCCACUCUUUUACAAUUAAAUAAAAUGUAUGGUGGUAGGUUA